AUGGCUCGAACACGAAAACAAGACCCCGAAGUCGACGACUCCGCGGCCCGAAAGCGUACCCGCCGAGACGAGACCGACCAAGAACCCGUGAACGGCACACCAUCCAAGCGGAGGAGAGCAUCCGCGAGGACAGAAGCCAAUGGCGCCGGGCACGACCCGUACGAAGUGCCUUCUGACGACCGGACCGAGGAAGAAGAAGAGGAGGCCCUCGAGUCCGAACCCGAGGCGCACACCCCAUCAAAACGGAAAGGCCGCCCUCCCAAACCAGCCGCCGCCAACGGAGCCGUCACUCCCUCGAAGCUGCGCCAGGUCAACACCCUCGUGACGCCGGUAAAGGCCACGGGCGCGAACGGAUUCACCCCACGGCGGCGCCAAGCAGCAGACCGCUCCGCGCGCCGGAAGAGCGCCAGGGCCCUGAUCCAGCGCGUCGUCGCCGACGAGGACAGCGAGGAGGAAGACGACGACGAGGGCCUCGAACGAGAGAUCUACGAGUCCAGCGAGGAAGAGGAGGCCGACCAACCAACCCCACGACGCCCGGUCGUACCGCCACCCGCGCAGGAAGAAGAAGAACCAGAAACGGAACCAUCAGCAGCCCCCGCCGAACCGGACACACCAUCAGCGACGCCGUCCCGCAAACGAGGCCGUCCGCGCAAGCAACCGCCGCCCCCGAAAUCCCCGACCCCUCCCCGCGACCUCGCCCCCCACGAGAUCUACUUCGAGCACAACAAGCCCGGCCGCGCAAAGACAUCCCACAACACCCUCUCCGCCCUCGACCUCCUCUCCCACGACGAGUACUUUGAACUCCUCCGCGCCCGCGAGGACCCCCACGCCGACGACCUCGCCUUCCUGCAGUCCCUCCACGAGGCCUCCUUCGAGCAGUGGCGGUUCGAGCUCGCGCAGGGCUUCGGCCUGUGCCUCUUCGGCCAGGGCUCCAAGCGGGACCUCGCGACGAAGCUGGCCGCGCACCUCUACGCCGCCGACCCGGACGCCCCCAUCGUCGUGGUGAACGGCUACGUGAGGACCCUCACCCCGCGCGACGUCCUCGCCACUGUCGCGACCGCCGUGAGCCCGGGCCUCAAGCUCCCCGCGCAGCCGGCGGGCAUGAUGCAGGCGCUCUCCUCCGCGCUGACGGCCCACGCCAGACCGGUGACGGUGAUCCUCAACAGCGUGGACGCGGCGCCGCUCCGCAAGCCCGCGGCGCAGCAGCUCCUCUCCCAGCUGGCCUCGCACCCGCGCGUGCGCCUCGUCGCGACCGCCGACACGCCCUCGUUCCCGCUCCUCUGGGACGCCGCGCAGCGCACCUCGUUCAACUUCCUCUUCCACGACUGCACGACCCUGAGGCCCCUCGAUGCCGAGCUCGACCCGGUCGACGAGGUCCACGAGCUCCUCGGCCGCAAGGCCCGCCGGCUGAACGGCAAGGAGGGCGCCAUGUUCGUCCUGCGCUCGCUUUCUGUCCGCGCGAGGGAGCUGUUCCAGCUGCUCGUCACCGAGGCGCUGCUCGCCAUGGACGACGACGGCGACGGCGGCUUGGGGGCGGAGCACCCGGGGCUGGAGUACAACAUGAUGUACCACAAGGCGGAGGAGGGGUUCAUCAGCACUUCGGAGGUGGCCUUCCGAACGCUGUUGAAAGAAUUCCACGACCAUCAGAUGAUUGUCAGCAGAAAAGACGCCUUUGGCACGGAACUGCUGAGUGUCCCGUUCAAAAGAGAGGAGCUCGAGGCUAUCCUCGAGGAGUUGGUUGUAUAA
Molecule: messenger RNA, 1746 nt
Organism: Colletotrichum karsti
Lineage: Eukaryota; Fungi; Ascomycota; Sordariomycetes; Glomerellales; Glomerellaceae
Product: origin recognition complex subunit 2
Exons: 2
Coding region: 1-1746 (581 amino acids)
Biological process (GO): DNA replication
Cellular component (GO): nucleus; nuclear origin of replication recognition complex
Molecular function (GO): DNA replication origin binding
Source: RefSeq, a predicted model, not a curated record